Molecule: messenger RNA, 927 nt
Organism: Trichosporon asahii var. asahii CBS 2479
Lineage: Eukaryota; Fungi; Basidiomycota; Tremellomycetes; Trichosporonales; Trichosporonaceae
Product: peroxisomal dehydratase
Exons: 2
Coding region: 1-927 (308 amino acids)
Cellular component (GO): peroxisome
Source: RefSeq, a predicted model, not a curated record
AUGUCUGGACCCGGUGUCGGAUUCGAGUACCCCCGCCAGCCCGUCUCGUGGCUCAAGCGCGACGUCCUGCUCUUCGCCAACUCGAUCGGAGCAAAGGCCGACGAGCUCCAGUUCCUCUACGAGCUGCACCCCGACUUCAAGACCUUCCCCACUUACCCCAUCAUCCUCACUUUCAAGGGCACCACCCAGGAGGUCCUCGACUUCUACAAGGGCCAGAAGUCGAUCCAGAUCCCCGACGUGCCCAAGUUUGACGCCAAGCGUGUUCUUGAUGGUCAGCGUCACAUCAAGUUCUUCAAGCCGAUCCCCACUUCGUCUGAGGGACGCAAGUUUGAGAUCCGCACCAAGGUCGCCGGUGUGUGGGACAAGGGCAAGCCCGGUUCCGUCGUCGACACGCAGACCGACCUCGUCGACGCUGCCAACGGCGAUGUCUACGCCUCGAUCCUCUCCUCUUCGUUCUACGUCGGCCAGGGCGGCUGGGGCGGUCCCAAGGGCCCCGCCAAUGCGUCCUACCCUCCGCCGAAGGGCAAGGCGCCGGACGCAACGCUCGUGAACCAGACGACCAAGGAGACGGCGCUCCUCUAUCGCCUGAACGGCGACUACAACCCGCUCCACGCGACCCCGGAGCCGGGACAGAAGAUGGGUUUCGGCGGCGAGAUCAUCCACGGCCUCUACUCGUGGAACUCGACCGCGCACGACCUCCUCAAGGCCCUUGGCAACAGCGACCCCGCCAACAUCAAGGAGUACCAGGCUCGCUUCGCUUCGCCCGUCAAGCCCGGAGACAAGCUCGUCACCUCGGUCUGGCGCACGGGCAACGUUGACAAGGACGGCUUUGAGGAGAUCAUCUUCGAGACCAAGGUCGAGGGCGGCAAGGUCUGUCUCUCCAACGGUCGUGCCCUCAUCAGGACCGCCGCCCAGGCCAAGCUCUAA